This is a messenger RNA of Colletotrichum navitas, 621 nucleotides long. RefSeq lists its product as uncharacterized. NCBI's taxonomy places the organism in Eukaryota, Fungi, Ascomycota, Sordariomycetes, Glomerellales, Glomerellaceae. The transcript has 2 exons. The record is from RefSeq and is a predicted model, not a curated record. The coding region runs from base 1 to 621 and encodes 206 amino acids.
AUGGCUUCCUCAAGAUGUCAGUUCCUAGACCUUCCGCUCGAGAUCCGGCUUGAUAUCUACACCCAUCUCCUCCUUCACCCUCCCAUAGACAAACUCAAUACGACCCGGCCUGUAACACGGUUACACCCAGCCAUUCUCGCCGCGAGCCGACAAACUCAUGCCGAGGGCACAACCAUCCUCUAUUCCAAAAACAUGUUCCUGGCGCACGCAACGCUGCUCGCCUCUUUCCCGCGGUUGCGGCCCUGGUAUCCGUCCAUACGGGAGCGCUCAGUGCUCCAGCACAUCCGCCGCUUCCACAUCCGCGUGCGGCUUGAUUGCGACCCAACUUUUGACGCCAGCGCCGCAGCGGCAGCCUUCAGCGGCGUCGACGAACUCAUCAUUGAGGUGUGGCAGGCCGUGUUCCAGGGGGCCGACCACGCCACAUUGCGGGUUUUCGAGGGGGUUCGCGGCGUCAGGGACGUUAAGGUCUAUGGGAGCAUCACCGGAUUCGAGGGUUACGUUCGCUGGCUUGAGGGCAUGAUGCGCCGCGGCGCUGAUGGCGGCGGGAGGAUCUUGCCCCCCUUCGUCGACGAAACUAUCCCAGUAACAACCACUCAGUCUCGACAUUCCAGCAUUGCCUGA